AUGUCUGGAUUUGAGAUUGCGGGAAUUGUUCUAGGCGGGUUCCCUAUCCUAAUUAUAGCUGUGGAGUUUUUUGAUGAAACUUUCAAGCGUGUGACAACAUGGAGGCAAUUCCGUACCGAUUUCCUGCAAUUCAUUGAUGCUAUCAAUUUUGAAAAGCAAUUCUUCAACGAACUGCUUCGCCGGUUUCUACUCUCCGUGGACGUCCCUAGGGAUGAGGUCCACCUUUUUCUUGAGGACAGAAGUUACGAGGGUUGGCACCGCGAAGAGCUCAUUGCGAUCUUCCAUUUGCGUCUUGGCAAGUCUUACAAAGGUUUCAAAAGCUUGAUCAAGACAGUAGAUUCACUCAUGAUAGAGGUGAAUAACCUGUUAGCGUUCAAAGAUGGAAGGAUUGACUGGCAAGAAGAAAGACUAAGCGGGUUUGAAUACCAGGUUAAACGGGUCCAGCAUAGCUUUUCGAAAAGAGGCCCAAAGGCUUUCGUCGCGCUAGAGAAAUGCAAUCGAAAGCUUCAAGAAAUUCUGGACUCGGUUGAGAAGUUGGAGACUAUAGGAUCGAGAAAAGACGAUUUAGCAGAGGCAAUUUUUUUCUCGCGCAUCAAAAAACACUCUCAGAGUUUGCACAAGGCCAUCAACGACAGGUGGAGUUGUGAAUGUAUAUCGGCUCAUGAGGUUUCGAUUCAGCUACAGAGCCGUACAAGUGUGGACUCCCCCAUAAUAUUCAAUCUAUCAUUCGAAUAUCCAGAAAUAUUAAAGACAGCUCUCUACCCAUCCGAUGAACAACUUUCUCGCACAUUUUCUAAGUGUCGAAAAGUCGAAACCACCAGAAAAGCCCGCAGCAUAAUCGAUAGUAUUCUACCUGCCAGCCCUCAGCAACUUUCAGUAGCAGAAAAUGUUCGCCAAAAGCUGCAUCGAAAUAUUGAGUCGAAGCCUAACUCUACUUCUAACAAACAAGCGUCCCAAGUAAAGAAAUCUGGUUCCUCAGACUCACCGUCGUCAUCCAUCCAGGUAUCUUCCACCGUGCUGAAUGAAAUUGAGAUACAUAACCUAUGCGAAACUGUCUACAAUUUUGAUAUCACCUGCAAUUCUUACUUAGGCUACCUCCCGGCUGAUCAUUUAGAGCGCCAUGAAUUUCGAGAUAGUGAUGAUAGUGUUACAUCUCGGGCCUUCUAUCGAGAUAAAUUCGUUAGUCUUGAAACCAUUCUUUCCAAGCCCGAUAAAUUCUCUCCCCUCAACCGCUAUGAACGAUAUAAAGUUGCAUACAUACUAGCUUCUUCAUUACUACAGCUUCAGAAUGCUCCUUGGCUUACUGGCAAUCUGCAAAAGCGCCAUAUCCUCUUUCUAUGCGAUUGGAAUAAGCACAAAAUUCUAAUCGAUCAGCCAAAUUUCUCCCACUCCCGAGGUCCUUCUUCUCCACAAAGUGCCAAUUUAUACCUCUAG
This is a messenger RNA of Botrytis deweyae, 1434 nucleotides long. RefSeq lists its product as uncharacterized. The transcript has 2 exons. Lineage: Eukaryota; Fungi; Ascomycota; Leotiomycetes; Helotiales; Sclerotiniaceae. The record is from RefSeq and is a predicted model, not a curated record. The coding region runs from base 1 to 1434 and encodes 477 amino acids.